AUGAAGACUCAGAGGGACUUUGUUGAGAAAGUCAAUAAGGUGUGUGACAGAGUUCUUUCUGCUGGUUUUGUUGGUGACCAAUUUUAUACUUCUUACCCUAAUGGAACUGAGUUUUUAACUGACACAACUAAGAGACUUCAAUAUCCAAAUGAGGUGACAUAUUUAGUACGAACACAAAAUACAUCAGUAAACCAAACUCAGGAGCUACAAAAGAUGAAGAAAACAAUCCCUCAACUCUUGCAGCUUCAUCAAUACAAUGACAAGGGGAAAAAAUUCUCAACCGAUGGGACAAUUAAAGAAAUUCAUGGAAGUAGAGGAUGGUGGUACAACGCAUGUGCAAAAUGCAAAGUUGGAGUUACUAACGAUGAAGGAGUUCUAUCUUGUGGAAAAUGUGGUCCAACAGAGAAUUUGUCGAUACCAUGGUAUAAAUUAGUCAUUACUGUUGCUGUUGCUGACAAUACUAGAGAAGCUACAUUCUAUUUGUUUGGAAAAAAUGUUGAGAAACUGAUAAAGAUUUCAGCUGCACAACUAUCAACUCUUCCAAGCUCAGACAAAAAUGUUGUCCCUCCAAUAAUGAGAAAAAUUUAUGGUCCAACAUACACAUUUACCUUAUCAAUCAAUGAAAGGGACAGUCAUCUUCAAUAUUUGACAUUCAAUAUAUCAGAUGUUUAUGAAACAGGUAUGGAUCAUACAUCAAAUAUACAAACUGGAGAAGGGCAAAGCAGUCAAAUGAUUACAAAUACUUCCUCUGUAGAAGAAUCAAUUACAAACUCUUCAGAUCAACAAACAAAGACCACGGAAGAAAUCCCUUCUGAUGAUGAAGUGAUCAGCACUUUUCGACUCAAAAGAACAAGAUGA
Molecule: messenger RNA, 858 nt
Organism: Tripterygium wilfordii
Lineage: Eukaryota; Viridiplantae; Streptophyta; Magnoliopsida; Celastrales; Celastraceae
Exons: 5
Coding region: 1-858 (285 amino acids)
Biological process (GO): DNA repair; DNA replication; DNA recombination
Cellular component (GO): nucleus
Molecular function (GO): DNA binding
Source: RefSeq, a predicted model, not a curated record